This is a messenger RNA of Phodopus roborovskii (desert hamster), 384 nucleotides long. RefSeq lists its product as uncharacterized. The coding region runs from base 31 to 384 and encodes 117 amino acids. The record is from RefSeq and is a predicted model, not a curated record. The transcript has 4 exons. Lineage: Eukaryota; Metazoa; Chordata; Mammalia; Rodentia; Cricetidae.
CUGUAGAUGAGAAGGGUAUGGGCUUGAGUAAUGGCGCUCAUGUGGGGGCUGGAUGUCCCACUGCCGCCGGCACAUCUCAGUCUUAUGCUACUUGGUUUCUUGGUUUGUGGCAUAUGGGUAUUGUUUUCUAGGUAUCAGAGCCAGACACAGGUGGCAGCCAAGACAGAGGCUUCCAAGCAACAUAAUCUAAAACAGAUCCAGAGACUCACAGUUUCACAGUUAGAAGAAGCCAGGAUGAAUAUCAUUGAAGCCGAUCUGACAUGUAUUUCAGGACUUCCUGCGGGCUGGACACAGGAAUAUGUAUUCUGGUCAAUAGACAGGAGUCUUCGACAGAUCUUCCGACAUUUGGAAAAUGCAAGGUCAGGAAACAGAGUUUCUGGGUAG